Molecule: messenger RNA, 666 nt
Organism: Moneuplotes crassus
Lineage: Eukaryota; Ciliophora; Spirotrichea; Euplotida; Euplotidae
Source: the annotation of a GenBank genome assembly
AAAUGCCAUCAAGAAGAUCUCUUAGAAGUGGAAAAAGAAAAGCUGCAGCCGGUACCUCAUCAACUUUACAAACCAGAUCAUCAAGGGCUCGUAAGGUCAAGGCUAAAACAACAUCUGUAAAGAAGACUGCUAUUAAGGCUAAGGCUGCUGCAAAGACUAUCAGAGCUGCCAAGAAGGCAACGAAGAGAACAGUUGCUACAAGAAAGGCUUCAAAUAAGGUUGCUAAGAAGACUACCAGGAAGGCUUCCAGCAAGAAGAAGAAGAGUGCCUCUAGUUCUGGUGUUCCUGCAUCUAUGAGAGGAUACACUCCAGCUGAAUUUAAGAUAUACAAAGCUGCUGAAAAGAAGUACGGAGGGAUGACAAAUGAGAAGCUAAAAGAGUACUUGAAGGUCAACCUUCAGUCGAGAAGUGGAGAUAAAGCAAAACUCAUCUUGAAGUGCUCAGAUGGAGAAGCCUUAGGAGGAAUGCCAAGAUGUCCCACCUGUGGACUUGGUUUCAUCCGUUUUAAUCAAAAGACUGGUGAGUACAAGUGUCCAGGAGCAAUGGAUGAUGAUGAAUUUGUAAACUGCUCUGCAAAGUUCCGUAAAAGUGAGAUUACUAGAGAAAAAUGGGUAUCCCCAUAAUGAUUCUCAUGAGUCUCUAAUAACUUUUUGAUAAAUUCUGACA